This is a messenger RNA of Purpureocillium takamizusanense, 1884 nucleotides long. RefSeq lists its product as uncharacterized. Lineage: Eukaryota; Fungi; Ascomycota; Sordariomycetes; Hypocreales; Ophiocordycipitaceae. Bases 273 to 1622 code for a protein of 449 amino acids. The record is from RefSeq and is a predicted model, not a curated record. Gene Ontology annotation, cellular component: cytoplasm. The transcript has a single exon.
CCCCCCCCCCCCCCCCAGAAACAGCGCACGCGCCGUGCCGCACUACCAAACAACAUGGCGCUGGCACCAAGCUCGCCGCGUCUGCCGAGCCCCCCGCCGCCGGCCGAGAUCCAAAUCGGCCCAAAGAGUCCCUCUGGCGGCGCGGCGGCCAGCCCAGAGCCAACGCAGAUGGAGCAGACGGUCCUCGAUGACCACUCGCGGCGGCGCAUACACCCGGGCACCAAGGCUGCCGACAUGGCGGCCGGGCCUCCCCUAGUUCCUCUGAAUGAAGUAUGCCGAUCUGCUCUUCUCCAUCAUGCGAGGUGGACGAGCGACCAAGAAGAGGAACAGUUGCUGACAGUUUACGCCCGGGGCAGCUCGACUCCGCCUUCCAGCUUCAGGAGCACCUCGCCGCACUGCACUAUCACCACACGGCCUCCGGCACCCAGGCGUUGACCCGCGCCUCUGCCCUCCAGCUUGCGCAACCGCCGCCGGGUAUCGACCGAACACUAUGGCUCUACGAGCUCUGCCGCUUCCUCAUCUCGCAGUGCAACUCCCUCAUCGUCGGCUUCCUCUUCGACACGCCUCCCUGCAGCGCCAACACUUGCCCCGAGAUGCGUGCCUCCGAGUGGCAGUUCCUCUGCGCCGUACACGAGCAGCCCAAGAGCUGCUGCGCCAUCGACUAUUGCUGUCACACCCUCGACUGGGCGGCCAACGUCGUGUCAGACCAGAAAAUCUUCCCUAGCCGCUUUGUCGUCCUCAACGACCCCCAUAGCAAGAAUUUCGGUAUCAAAAGCCUGGUCAACGUCUUCCGGAGAUUGCACCGCAUCUUCGCACAUGCCUGGUUCCAGCACCGCAGCGUCUUUUGGACCGUCGAGGGGCAGACCGGGCUCUACGUCUUCUUCAAGACCGUCUGCGACUUGUACGACUUGUUGCCUGCCGAGAACUACAAACUCCCACCUGAAGCCGAAGGUCUGGACGGCCUCCAGCAGGAGCAAGAGGUCGAGAAUCCUCCUCCGUCCAUUUUAAAGCCAUCGCCUUCUCAGCAGCGGCAAGGCGGCCCUGAAGAUGACGGGCUGCACCCCAGCAGCCGCACCAACACUCGAAGGCAUAUUAGGAGCAGCCCUUCGACGGGGAGCGCGGUGACGACCGUAAUGGAAUCUGACGAAGAGGAAACAGACGCUGUGUCCAGUAAGAUGGAAGAUAUGCACAUCUCGGCGCCACAUGGCGAAGAUGAAGACUCCGAGGUGGCAGAGGUCCCAGUCAUUGUCGACCACUCCGCAAUGGAGUCAUCCACGCGACGAAACACGUCCAUACACGAGCCGACACAAGAGCACACAAAGUCGGAAUCCGUGUCAGGCCCCGAUGCGACAGUCGUAGAAGUCGAGCCUGAGCAUGACGAGCCGCAGAUCGAGCCCUUGCAGCCGGACAACACCGCUGACUCACCCGAGGACAUGACGCCUGUGGAGGCCCCCACGGCCAGUGAGGAUGCCAAGGCAGAUGACAAGGCAGAAGCGGCACCCGUCGAGGAAGGCGCCGAGCCGCCAACCGACGAGGCCGCCGAAUCACCAAAAGAGACAGCAGCAGAGACAAGCGAGGAUGCAAAGCUCACCGAAGAUAAGCCCGAGGCUGAGACACAGUAGCGGCGAGACAAGUUGGAGGAAACGUAGUAACGCAGGCACGGCAUUAUACCCCUCAAGGAGAACCACGUACGAGUGCCUCAUUGGAAGACGGCCUGGGACUGACGUAGGCUGGGCGGGUGAGCACUUCGGCCAAUAUCCAGUGAUGAUUGGGAAACGGCGGCGAGGAGUAUCCGUGUUUGUAUAUUAGCGCGGCGGGACGAAUCUGUCCCAUGUGUAUGACACUUGUAACGAAUGGCACAGUGCGUGCCGUACGGAUUGUAAA